AUGGAGAAUGAUGGCAAAGAGUCAUAUAAGGAUGGUGAUCAAUCGAAGGAUUUAAGUGUUGAGUAUGAGUGCAGUUCCGAUGAAAGUAAUGAUAUGAUGGAUGUAACUGUAGAUGAAGCAGAGACAGAUAUAAUUAAUAUUGAUGGUUUUAAAAAGUUGAUAACUGAUUUGACCAUCGAAGACAUACGGGGACUGAUGUUUGAUACAAAAUCUCAAGUUUGUGAAUUUUAUGCCAAAUAUGCCCAGUGCUAUGGAUUUGUGUCACGAAAAGACUUGAAGACGGUGGAUGCUAAUGGCAACAUUAAUACAAGACAAUUGGUUUGCAAUAAAUUAGGAGAAAGACAUUGGAAGCACCUUAAAAAGGAUAAUCGGCAAAGGGAGCGUAGGGCAAUUACUCGUGUCAACUGCAGGGCGAGAAUUCGUUUCAUUAGUCACUAUAGAACGAGUGGAUACAAUAAAGUGGGUUUUACCAGCAAAGACUUGCAUAACCACAUUAGUAAGACUAGGCGUGGCAAAGUACAAGACGGUGAUGCAUUUGCUACGUUGGCCUAUCUGUUGUCUAAGGCAGACAGUGACCCAUUAUUUCUAGGAAAGUUCACCUUAAAGGAUGGUAGGUUGGAUAAUUUGGUGUGGACUGAUGGAGAAAGCAUUGUUGAUUACGAAUGUUUUGGCGAUGUACUCGCUUUUGACACCACUUACAAGAAAAAUGUCUACAACAAGUCCUUAGUAAUAUUUUCAGGGACCAACCACCAUGGCCAAACUACUAUUUUUGGAUGCGCUCUGCUCUCAGAUGAAAGGUCCGAAACUUUCAAGUGGGCACUGAAGAAAUUUUCGGAAAUCAUGUUAGGAAAACUAUCCGGAGGCGUUGUGACAGACGGAGACCGUGCUAUGAGAGAGGCUAUCUUAGAAUUUACCGUACAAAUAUUUAAAGAGAGAUGGAGCGAGAUCAUAUCCAAAUAUGAACUUGCCGAGAAUGAAUGGGUCCAAGGCAUUUAUAAUGACAAAAUGAAGUGGGAUACCGCAUAUUUGAGGGAGCACUUCUUUGGUCACAUAAGAACUACAUCACAGUGUGAGGAAAUUCAUUCAUUAUUGAAGAACUAUGUUGACAGUAAAACCAGUCUCCUUGAAUUCAUGCAUAAAUUUAGUGAAGUACUAAGGCAUUACCGAAACAACCAUCUUACUGUUGACUUUGAAACCUUUUAUAAGUUUCCCGUUUUGACUACGUGUUUGAAAAAUUUUGAGAAACAAGCUGCUGAACUUUAUACUAGAAAUAUUUUCAAACUUGUGAAAGAUGAGAUAGAAGCAGCAGGUGCCUUAAAUGUGACUGAAUACCCAAAUAGUGGAGACAUUGUUGAGUACAACACGAGUGAGUAUUUUAAUCAGCAAUGA
Arachis duranensis is the source of this 1389-nucleotide messenger RNA. Its product is annotated as protein FAR1-RELATED SEQUENCE 5-like. Gene Ontology annotation, biological process: regulation of DNA-templated transcription. The transcript is spliced from 3 exons. NCBI's taxonomy places the organism in Eukaryota, Viridiplantae, Streptophyta, Magnoliopsida, Fabales, Fabaceae. The coding region runs from base 1 to 1389 and encodes 462 amino acids. The record is from RefSeq and is a predicted model, not a curated record.